Pyricularia pennisetigena is the source of this 633-nucleotide messenger RNA. RefSeq lists its product as uncharacterized. The record is from RefSeq and is a predicted model, not a curated record. The transcript is spliced from 5 exons. NCBI's taxonomy places the organism in Eukaryota, Fungi, Ascomycota, Sordariomycetes, Magnaporthales, Pyriculariaceae. Gene Ontology annotation, molecular function: GTPase activity; GTP binding. Gene Ontology annotation, biological process: small GTPase-mediated signal transduction. Bases 1 to 633 code for a protein of 210 amino acids.
AUGCCUUUGUCGCUUUGCGGAGGAAGCAAAACGGUCCAGCGCAAGCUGGUGUUGCUCGGCGACGGUGCCUGUGGAAAGACAUCACUGUUAAACGUCUUCACGAGAGGAUACUUCCCGACCGUCUACGAACCAACAGUAUUUGAGAACUAUGUUCAUGACAUCUUUGUAGAUAACGUCCACAUCGAAUUGUCACUAUGGGAUACAGCAGGGCAGGAGGAAUUUGACAGGUUGAGGAGUCUAUCAUAUGACGAUACGGAUUUGAUCAUGCUCUGCUAUUCGGUCGACAGCAAGGACAGUCUCGAGAACGUGGAAUCAAAAUGGGUCGGCGAGAUAGCAGACAACUGUCCGGGUGUCAAGCUGGUCCUGGUUGCGCUCAAGUGCGACUUGCGCCAGGAGCAGGCCGAAGACGCGGCUGAAAACGGCAACGCGACGGAUCCUUCGCAGCAGCGCGAGAAGAAGCCCAUGAUCACGUACGACACGGGUCUCGAAGUGGCACGGCGCAUCAAUGCACUGCGGUAUCUCGAAUGUUCAGCCAUGCGCAAUCGCGGUGUCAACGAGGCCUUUACCGAGGCGGCACGUGUGGCACUCAGCGUCAAGAAGGACCGCGAGGAGAGCAAGUGCACCGUUAUGUAG